AUGCGCAAACAAAAGAAGUUGAUCAAUCUAACUGAAGCAAUUAAAGAUACAACUGAUGAAGAAACACAUGGUAUAUCUGAUGCUGAUGAUGUUAGUGAAUCAUCUGAUCAACAAAAUGAAAACAAUGAUGAUUUUGAUGACGAUGAUUAUGAUGAUGUAAGUUCCACUGCUGAUCCUUCGUUUGAUGAUGAUGAAACAUCUCACAACAAUACCGAUAACGAAGAUGAUAAUAAUGAUGAUGGAAGUCGACAAGUAGAAGAUUUUUUAUUAUAA
Rotaria sordida is the source of this 273-nucleotide messenger RNA. The record is from the annotation of a GenBank genome assembly. Lineage: Eukaryota; Metazoa; Rotifera; Eurotatoria; Philodinida; Philodinidae.